GGGCCGGGGAGGGGCUGGGAGGAAUAGGUCCUCCACCGUCCCGGCCGGCCCCGCGCUGGCGUGUCGCCUCCCUUCCGGCUAGCGGCACGCUGCGUGGCUGCUCGUUGGCUAUUUAGGACGGAAGCUCAGUUGGUGUUUCUCCAGAAGUUUCCCCUUUGGGCGGUGGUGGAGGUGGUAACUGCGAUAGUAGCAACUCCGGCGGCAGUAACAGUGACUACGAGGGAUGGCGGCGGCUGCAGCAGGAAGUGCAACAUCCCAGAGGUUUUUCCAGAGCUUCUCGGAUGCCCUAAUCGACGAGGACCCUCAGGCGGCGUUAGAGGAGCUAACUAAGGCUUUGGAAGAGAAACCAGAUGAUGCACAAUAUUAUUGUCAAAGAGCUUAUUGUCACAUUCUUCUUGGGAAUUACUGUGUUGCUGUUGCUGAUGCAAAGAAGUCUCUCAAACUCAAUCCAAAUAAUUCCACUGCUAUGUUGAGAAAAGGAAUAUGUGAAUACCAUGAAAAAAACUAUGCUGCUGCCCUAGAAACUUUUACAGAAGGACAAAAGUUAGAUAGUGCAGAUGCUAAUUUCAGUGUCUGGAUUAAAAGGUGUCAAGAAGCUCAGAAUGGCUCAGAAUCUGAGGUGUGGACUCAUCAGUCAAAAGUCAAGUAUGACUGGUAUCAAACCGAAUCUCAAGUAGUUAUUACACUUAUGAUCAAGAAUGUUCAGAAGAAUGAUGUAAAUGUGGAAUUUUCAGAAAAAGAGUUGUCUGCUUUGGUUAAACUUCCUUCUGGAGAGGAUUACAAUUUGAAACUGGAACUUCUUCAUCCUAUAAUACCAGAACAGAGCACAUUUAAAGUACUUUCAACAAAGAUUGAAAUUAAACUGAAAAAGCCAGAGGCUGUGAGAUGGGAAAAGCUAGAGGGGCAAGGAGAUGUGCCUACGCCAAAACAAUUCGUAACAGAUGUAAAGAACCUAUAUCCAUCAUCAUCUCCUUAUACAAGAAAUUGGGAUAAAUUGGUUGGUGAGAUCAAAGAAGAAGAAAAGAAUGAAAAGUUGGAGGGAGAUGCAGCUUUAAACAGAUUAUUUCAGCAGAUCUAUUCAGAUGGUUCUGAUGAAGUGAAACGUGCCAUGAACAAAUCCUUUAUGGAGUCGGGUGGUACAGUUUUGAGUACCAACUGGUCUGAUGUAGGUAAAAGGAAAGUUGAAAUCAACCCUCCAGAUGAUAUGGAAUGGAAAAAGUACUAAAUAAAUUAAUUUGCUCUCACUGUAUUAUGUAUAUUCACCUAAUGCCCGUUGUGUAUUGAUAUUGCAUUCUUGAAUUUUGAACACUGAAUAUCUUUUUGAAAGAUUAUACCUCUUUACCUCUUUGUGCUUUAGAAAUUGUUUUCCUUCAAGUGUUCAAGUCUAAUGAAGAAUGAAGAUAACAUUUUAUCACUUCUGUCCUUAAAGAUUUCAGACAUGGUGAAACUGAAUAAAGCGUAUCACUUACUCCUA
Molecule: messenger RNA, 1474 nt
Organism: Rhinopithecus roxellana (golden snub-nosed monkey)
Lineage: Eukaryota; Metazoa; Chordata; Mammalia; Primates; Cercopithecidae
Gene: SUGT1
Product: SGT1 homolog, MIS12 kinetochore complex assembly cochaperone
Exons: 13
Coding region: 224-1225 (333 amino acids)
Biological process (GO): protein stabilization
Molecular function (GO): protein-folding chaperone binding
Source: RefSeq, a predicted model, not a curated record